CGGAGAGUCCCCGGUGACUGCUGCAGGCCCUGUCGCCCUGUGGCCUGCAUGUACUGCGAGAUUUAUAGGGAGGACGGCGGGACACCCAAAAGCUGGGAAAUGGGACUAUUGGCAUUCAGGGAUGUGGCUCUAGAAUUCUCUCCAGAGGAGUGGGAAUGCCUGGACCCUGCCCAGCGGAAUUUGUACAGGGAUGUGAUGUUAGAGAACUACAGAAACCUAUUCUCCCUUGGUGAGGAUCACUUCAAUAUGCAAUUCCUAUUUCACCGUCUUGCUAUGUCUAAGCCAGAACUGAUCAUCUGUCUGGAGGCAAGGAAGGAGCCCUGGAAUGUGAACACAGAGAAGACAGCCAAACACUCAGCUUUGUCUUCUUAUCUUACUGAAGACAUUUUGCCAGAGCAGGGCCUGCAAAUUGCAUUCCAAAAAGUGAUGCUGAGAAGAUAUGAAAGAUGUUGUCUUGAGAAAUUACGCCUAAGGAAUGACUGGGAAAUUGUGGGUGAGUGGAAAGGGCAGAAGGCAAGUUGUAAUGGACUUGACUUAUGCUCAGCAACUACUCAUAACAAAAACUUUCAAUGCAAUAAAUGUGUGAAAGGUUUUAGUAAAUUUGCAAAUCUAAAUAAACAUAAGAUAAGCCAUACUGGAGAAAAACCAUUCAAAUGCAAAGAAUGUGGCAAUGUCUCUUGCAUGUCUUUAAUAACAACUCAACAGCAGAGAAUCCAUAUUGGAGAGAACCCCUACCAAUGUAAAAAAGGUAGCAAAGCCUUUAAUGAGUGCUCAUACUUUACUGACUGCAAGAGAAUUCAUGUUGGAGGGCAACAUUGCAGAUGUGAAGAAUGUAAUAACGUCUUUAAGUCUUGCUCAAGUCUUGCUAUUAUUGAGAAAAUUCAUACUGAAAAGAAAACCUACACAUGUGAAGAAUGUGGCAAAGCUUUUAACCUGUGCUCAAUUCUUACUAAACAUAAGAAAAUUCAUACUGGAGAGAAACCAUACAAAUGUGAAGAAUGUGGCAAAGCCUUUAAGUUGUUCCCAUACCUUACUCAACACAAGAGAAUUCAUAGUGGAGAGAAACCCUACAAGUGUGAAGAAUGUGGCAAAGUCUUUAAAUUGUUGUCAUACCUUACUCAACAUAAAAGAAUUCAUACUGGAGAGAAAACCUUCCAAUGUGAAGAAUGUGGAAAAGCCUUUAACCAGAGCUCACAUCUGACUGAACAUAGGAGAGUUCAUACUGGUGAGAAACCAUACAAAUGUGAGGAAUGUGGCAAAGCUUUUACUUGGUUCUCAUACCUUAUUCAGCAUAAGAGAAUUCAUACUGGGCAGAAACCCUACAUAUGUGAGGAAUGUGGCAAAGCUUUUACCUGGUUCUCAUACCUUAAUCAACAUAAGAGAAUCCAUACUGGAGAGAAACCCUACAAAUGUGAUGAAUGCGGCAAAGCUUUUAACUGGUUUUCGUAUCUUACUAAUCAUAAGAGAAUUCAUACUGGAGAGAAACCCUACAAAUGUGAAGAAUGUGGCAAAGCCUUUGGCCAGAGCUCACACCUUUCUAAACAUAAGACAAUUCAUACCAGAGAGAAACCAUACAAGUGUGAGAAAUGUGGCACAGCCUUUAACCACUCUGCACAACUUGCCGUACAUGAGAAAAUUCAUACCUGAGAAAAAUCUUACAAAUCUAAACA
Messenger RNA from Rhinopithecus roxellana (golden snub-nosed monkey), 1670 nucleotides. RefSeq names its product zinc finger protein 695 (gene ZNF695). The coding region runs from base 49 to 1647 and encodes 532 amino acids. Lineage: Eukaryota; Metazoa; Chordata; Mammalia; Primates; Cercopithecidae. The transcript has 4 exons. Gene Ontology annotation, cellular component: nucleus. The record is from RefSeq and is a predicted model, not a curated record. Gene Ontology annotation, biological process: regulation of DNA-templated transcription.